Messenger RNA from Acaulospora colombiana, 759 nucleotides. NCBI's taxonomy places the organism in Eukaryota, Fungi, Glomeromycota, Glomeromycetes, Diversisporales, Acaulosporaceae. The record is from the annotation of a GenBank genome assembly.
AUAUAUGAAAGGCUGAGCGAUCAAAGGAGUCUCGCUCCUCUGGAUCGGCGUCUACGGAAGCUAGGUUUCCUAGAUCGUUAUCAACCCAAUGAAUCCGAUUCAGCAGCGGUUAUCAAUUCCCCAAAGAUCCCUACUGAAUCGAAUAAAAGCUAUUCUCUCUUGCGACUGUCCAUGGAUUCGCUCGCUGUUUCUAUGGUACAGGCCGUUAUAAAGGAGAUGCUUUAUGAUCAAACGGACUUGGAAGAAGCGUGGAGCGUGAUACACACACGAGAGCUCUUACAGUGCUACGGAAAUGAACAUCAGGAUAGGAGAAUGGCCCCUCUCGAUUUAGAAAAGGCACAGAAAGAUAUCCAAGAUGUGAUCAUGAAAGCUGGCAACUUUACUCUACCUCCGCCUAUCAUUGAGACCCGUGAUCCGAGAUCGCCAUCACCAUCAAUAGGCCAACCUAUUGACUGUAACCCAGUGCCACCAGAAGUAUCUCGUAUCGACAAUACAACAAGAUCCUCAACAAGGGGUGAGAAGAGGAAAAGGAAGAAGAGAAAUCACGAAGCCAAAGCAAGCACAUCGAUUCCAUCUCCCUCUGUGGUCGACGAGGAAUCCAAAGAGGCAACUAUGGGACAGCAUCAAACUGAAACGUCUGCACAGAUGCAAGAAACGACCCAAGAGGUUCGCCCGAGUCCUAGUCCCGAGCAACCAGUGACCGAAGUCGAUCACCCUGCCACAAUACCGGAUACAACUGAAGAUACUCCAAUAAUUGAA